Messenger RNA from Plasmodium gaboni, 7128 nucleotides. RefSeq names its product cation transporting P-ATPase. Gene Ontology annotation, cellular component: membrane. The transcript is spliced from 2 exons. Lineage: Eukaryota; Apicomplexa; Aconoidasida; Haemosporida; Plasmodiidae. Gene Ontology annotation, molecular function: ATP hydrolysis activity; ATP binding; P-type transmembrane transporter activity. The coding region runs from base 1 to 7128 and encodes 2375 amino acids. The record is from RefSeq and is a predicted model, not a curated record.
AUGGUUCGAUUUUGUACAUCCGAUAAAUUAUUAAUAAACCAUGUGGAGCUAAAAUACAUAUGCGUGUGUUAUAUAUUUUUAUUAUUAAGUAUUUUUAUAUGGUGUAUAUUUAAGAAGUAUCAUGAGAAUAGAAUAAAUAAAAAACAUAAAUGGAAAGGUAUUGAUAGUAAUCAUAAGAAUGAGAAGACCGAAUUUUUUAAUUAUAUAUAUGAAUCUUAUAAUGAUAAUGAUGAUGUGAUAAUUAGACAAGAAGGAUAUAAAAAUAGUUUAUGUGGAUUUCUUCUUAAGAAUAUAUCUAUAGUAUCUUAUUUGUUAACACAUUUUAUUAUUAUAUUAUUAAUUGGAAAUGAAUAUUGUAUAAAAGAAAAUGGUGAAAUAUUAUGGAAUGAUAGAGCAUUUGUAUUUUUUAUAUUUUUAUUAUUAUGUUUUAUUAUAACAUAUGCUAUAUUAACAGUUAGAAAACACAUGCAUAGUAUUUUUUUAAAACCUUCUCUUUUAAAAGAUAGUGAUUAUGUUUUAGUUUAUACAAAAAAUGAAGACUACACAAAUUCAUAUAAAAAUAUAUUCAAAGAAAGUUAUGUUUAUGUUACAAAUGCUUUUAUAAAAUGGAAUAAAAAAAUAUAUAAAUAUUCUUACAAAAAUAUCAAGUUAUUUCAUUAUUAUCAAAUGAAGGUAAAACACUUUUUUUUUUAUUUUUUUAAUUCUACAGAUAAAAAAAAAAAAAAAAACGAUUAUAUAAAAAAUUCAUAUAAUGAUCAAGAUGAUGAUGAUGAUGAUAUUCAUAAUAAAAGUAAUAACUAUUAUUAUUCAAAUAUAUAUAAAAAUAAUUCAUAUUAUAAUAACUCUUAUCAUAAAAAAAGUAUAUCAAACCAAUAUUCUAAUAGGAGACUAAGUAAUAACUCUGUGUAUACAAAAAAUGUAUUAAGAGACCAAGACAAUAAUUUAGGUUAUUAUGAAGAGAAUCAAAAUGAAAUAAAUAAAAUGAAUGGUAUAGAUAAUGUAUAUAAUAUAGAUAGAUUAAAUGUAAUAAAUCAAGGGAAUGAUAAUAAUUAUGAUAAUGAAGAAAGAGAAAUACAUGAAAAAUAUUCUUUUAAUAAAAAUAAUGAAUAUGAUGAUCAAUAUGGUGAUCAAUAUGGUGAUCAAUAUGGUGAUCACUAUGAUGAUCAAUAUGGUGAUCACUAUGAUGAUCACUAUGAUGAUCAAUAUGAUGAUAAAUAUUAUAAUCAAUAUGAUGAUGACAAUAUUGUUUUUGGAUCUAAACGAUUUUCUUUUAAAAAAAAAGGAAAAAAAAAAAAAAAGAGUCUAUUGGUUACUAGCCAAAAUAAUACAAGAAGAUACAUAGAAAAUAAUCUUAAAGUUCAUAAAGUAAGAGUACGAAUGAACGAAAAAAAUGUUAGAUAUUUUUUUUUUAGAAGUAUGAAAUAUAUAUAUAAUGAAGAAAAAGAUUGUUUUUAUAAUAUAUCACAUAGUAUAGAAGAAAAAGUAAGAAAUCUUGAUUUUAAUUAUAUAUUAAAAAAAGGAGGUUUAAAUAAUAAUGAAAUUAUUAAUAAUAUUAAUGAAUAUGGAUAUAAUAAUAUCCAUUUAGAAUUUUAUUCUUUUUUUAAAAAUUUAAAAAGAGAAUUAUUAGAUGGAAUAUAUAUGUUUCAAUUAUUUAUUAGUUAUAAGAAUUUUUUCUGGAAAGAAAUUAUAACUUCCUUAAUAUGGUUAAUUAUAUCAUUAUUAAGUGUAAUUAAGAAGAUAUUUAAAAAUCAGAAAAAUAAAAAAGAAAUAUAUGAAAAUAUACAAGCAAAUAAUAAUACCUUUGUAACAGUUUAUAGAAAUUCGAUAGUACAACAAAUACCAUCAAAUAAUUUAACUAUAGGUGAUAUUAUAAUUAUAAAUUCUAAAAUGACUUUACCUUGUGAUUGUCUAUUAUUAACAGGAAAUGUAUUAGUAGAUGAAAGUUUAUUAACAGGUGAAUCUCGUCCUAUGAAAAAAAUAUGUAUAUCAUCGUCUAAUUCAAAUUCGUUUAAUUCUUAUCACAUGACAUCUAAUGAACAAAAAAACACACAACAUAAUAAAAAUGAUAAAUAUGAUAUAUAUCAAGACGAUGAGGAGCAUUCGAGUAUACAUAUGGAUAACAAGAAGAAAAAAAAAAAAAAAAAUAAUAAUAAUAAUAAUAAUAAAAAAAAAAAAAAGAGUCAAAUAAUUAAUGGUUCAAAUAAAUAUAUGGACAUACAAAAAAUGGAUCAUAUUGAUGAUACUAAUAGUAAUAAUAUAUAUAAUCAUGAUAAUAGUAGUAAUAAUAUAUAUAAUGAUGAUAAUAAUAAUAAUAAUAAUAAUAGUAAUAAUAUUGAUCCAUAUGAUGAAUCUUAUGAUAAUAUAUCAUUUCGUAAACAAAAUAAUGAUUAUAAAAAAUGUAGUGUUAAUAAUUUCAAUACAAAUAAUAUAUUAUAUGCUGGUACGGAUGUUAUAUCUACACUUAAUUUUAUAGAAAAUAUAUAUGCUAUAGUUAUAAAUGUAAGUAUAUAUACAUAUAAAGGUAAAUACAUGCAAAAUGUAUUAUUUCCAAAUCCAUUACUUUUUAAAUAUGAUUCUCAAUUACCAAUUGUAUUUAUAUUUACUAUUAUGUUUAGUUUUGUUUGUUUAUAUUUUCAAAUACGUUAUCUAGGUUUAAAUAUGACUUCUAUUUUUUAUACUAUCGGUACCCUUUCUCAAAUAUUACCUGUAUGGACACCUGUUGUCUUAAAUAUAGGUCUUAAUAUUUCAACGAAUAGAUUGAAAAAAGAAAAAGAUAUUUGUUGUAUUGCACCAUCUAGAAUUCCUAUAUGUGGUAAAAUCCGUGUCUUCUUUUUUGAUAAAACUGGAACCUUAACAGAUCAUAAAAUCGAAUUUUCAGGUGUUCAUUUUUGUAAUAAUAUUCUAAAUGAAAAGAAAAAAAGUAUACUCAAUUCUUUUAAUAAUAGUUAUCCUAAUAAAUUAUUAUCAGAUGAUGAUCUCAAACAAAUCAAAAAUCAAACUAAUUUAUUAAAUGUAAGUAAAACGUUGAAAAAUAUAUUUACAAAGGGUGCAAAAACUAAUCAGAAGCACAAACAACCAUCUAAGGAUAUGAAAAAAGAAAUCCAAAAUAAAGUAAAUGAAAUUGAUUCUGUCCAUUUAAAUAAUUUUGUUCUUACAAAUAAUGUACAUGCUCCUUCUCUUGAAAAUAAAGAAAACAAUAAUGACUAUAAUAAUAAGAUACAAAGUGUAGAUAAUAUAACACUUAAUGAUGAUAAUUUGAUACAUAGUAUCGAUAGCUUGAUUCCUAACCAUGAUAAUAAUAUAUAUAAUAAUCCUAAUGAGGUGCCUUAUAAUAAUCAUUACAAUAAUAGCAGCUCAUUAAAAUCGUCAAAUUGGAAUCAGUCUAUAGAAAGUCACAUAAACGUGAAUAAAAGGGAACACAUACACAUACAAAAUGAUGAUAAUAUUAAUAAUAAUAAUAAUGAUAAUAUUAAUAAUUUUAAUUAUAAUUAUAUUUAUGCUAUAGAAGAUAUACGUAUGGAUUCAAUAGAUAAUACCAAUGCCAAUGACACAAAUAAUGAUGAAAAUAAUAUGGAAAUAAUAUAUGACGAAAAACAAGAAAAUGAUGUGUUUUAUAAUUCCAAUGAAAAAGAAGAACAUCUUGAUGAAAAUAAUAUGAACGAAAUAAAAAAAAAUAUCUAUAAAGAACAUUUCGAAAAUAAUAAUACAAAUGAAGAUCAUAAUAGUGAAGAUAAAAUUAAUGUGGAUAAUUAUGAGGAACUACCUAACAAUUCUUCUAAUGAAAAUAUAAAUGAGCAAAAUGGCAACAACGACAAUAAUAAUAAUAAUAGUAAUAGUAAUAAUAAUAAUAGUAAUAGUAAUAAUAAUAGUAAUAAUAAUAAUAAUAGUAAUAGUAAUAAUAAUAAUAGUAAUAAUAAUAAUAGUAAUAAUAAUAAUAGUAAUAAUCAUAGUAAUAGUAAUAAUGCUUAUGGUGAUGAUAAAUUUAACUAUAAUUAUAAUGCUAACCAUGCCCCCCAAUAUGUAGGUAUUGAUGGUAUUCGUGAGGAAGAUUCCUUUGCCAUAGAUGAAAGAAAUAUACAAAAUGACUAUGAUGAAAAAAAUGGUGAUGAUAGUAAUGCAUAUAAUAACUCAUUUGUUAUUAGUAAUACUGAUAACAAUAAUUAUAAUAAUUACAAUAAUUUUGAGAAUAAUAAUUAUAUUCAUAAUAAUAUUGAUAAUGUAAAUUAUGAUUAUAAUAAUCACCAAUAUGAAGAUAGAAAUACACAAAACAAAUAUUUUAAUGAAUCUAAUUCUUCUAUGAAUUCUAUAACAUCAUUACUUUAUAAUAGUAAAUUAAUGUGGACUAAUAAAGUUACACUUAAUAAUACACCUUCUAAUUAUCAUUUAUUAAUAUAUGCAUUAGCAGGUUGUUCUUGUGUUUAUUAUGAUAAUAAUAAUAUUUAUGGAAAUGAAAUCGAUAAAAGAUUAUGUGAAGCUACAGAUAUGAAAAUUACAAACUAUAUUAAUGAUGAUAAUAUGAAUAUUAAAAAAAUUUCUUUAAAAAUUAAUAAUAAUACAUAUAAAGAUUUUGAUGUAUUAAAAACAUAUGAAUUUGAUUAUUAUACAAAAAUAUCUACUACUUUAACAUAUGGUAAUUUUGAUUUUAAAGAAAAAAAAUAUAUUGUCUUUUCUAAAGGUUCAUUUGAUAAAAUCUAUAUGAAAUGUAUUAAGAAUGAAGAACUUUAUUUUUUUAAAAAAAAAGAACAAGAAUAUAGUAAAAAUGGUUUUUAUGUUAUAGCUUUAGCAUUCAAAAUUAUUAGUAAUAUGAAAUAUGAACAUAUAUUAGAUUUACCUAGACAAUUAUUGGAAAAAGAUAUGAACUUCUUAUCUCUAAUCAUGUUUAAUAAUCAUAUUAAAAAAGAUGCAUCCAUGGUUAUACAAACUUUAAAAGGUUCUUCAAUUAGACCUGUUAUAUUAACAGGAGAUAAUGCAUAUAAUUGUUUAUAUGUUGGAAAUAAAAUAGGACUAUUUAAUAACGUCAAUUUUUAUGAAUCCUUCUUUUCACUUAAUAUGAAUUCAAGUGGAAAUAACAAAAAUAACAAUAAUAAUAACAAUAAUAAUGAUAACAAUCAUAAUAAUAAUAAUGAUAAUAAUAUAUAUAUUAAUCAAUUAAAUACAAACAAUCAUUUGUCAAAUAUUAAAAAUAUAAAUACUAGCUCACAUUCAAACAUGUCAAAUAUACAACAUAACCAUGAUCAAAACAAAAAUACAUUCAAAUCACCCACGUCCAAGUUUUUGUCCUUUGAAAAUUUCUUUAAAUCAGGAAAAAAUAAAAAUAAUAAAAAUAAUAAAAAUAACAAAAAUAAUAAUCAAACAGACGAUGAACAUAAUUAUGAAGAUCAUAAUGUAAUGCAUAACCAAUCGGAUUAUCAGUAUAAUCAUUUAUUAAAAGAAGGUACAGAAAAUGUAAAUAAUUUUAAAAAUAAUAAUAAUAAUACUCAGAAAAAUGAAAAACAUAUUUAUGAAAGUAUAGACACAUCUCAAAAAAUUAAUCAAACAUCCAAAUAUAUUCGUAGCAAUCCUGCUAAUAAUAUCACCUAUUCAGAAUUUAAUCCUAAAUAUGAUAUGGAUAAUGAAUAUAGUAAUGAUGAAAAUUCAGCUUUAAUACCUCAUCAUGUUAAAGAAAAAAAUAAAAGAAAUAAUAAAAAAAAAAGAAAUCAUAUUAUUAACACUCUAACUAAUGAUAAUAUUAGUGAUGCUGAAAAUAAUUCCUUAUAUUCUCAAAGUCAUAUUUUUUUCAAUGAACAGAAACUUUCCAUUUCUAUUAUAAACGAAGAAGAAGAAAAAAAAUUUGAUGAAAAUAUUAUUGUCUAUGGAUAUAUAUUAAAUGAUGAACUUAUAUUUGUUAAUGUACAUAACGAACAAAGAAUUAAUAAAAAUGUUGUAUUAUUUAAAGAUAUAUAUAAAGAAAUAAUAUUAACGGGGGAAGCCUAUACAUAUAUUAGAUACCAUGUUUUUCGAAUUAAAACACCAGAUGAAGAUUUUGAUAGUGAAGAACUUGAAGAAUAUAAAAAUUUCUUAUUAAGAGUUAGAAUAUUUUCAAGAUUAACACCAAAUAAUAAAAUAGAAGUUAUAAGAGACUUUAUAAAAUUUGAUUAUAUAUCUGGUAUGUGUGGUGAUGGUAGUAAUGAUUGUGGUGCUUUAAAAAUUUCACAUGCAGGUUUAGCAUUAUCUAAUUUAGAUACAUCUGUAGUUUCUCCAUUUAGUAGUAAAAAUGAAAAUUUAAAAAGUGUAAUAGAUAUAUUAAGAGAAGGUAGAGCUUGUUUAGUUACAUCUAUUAAUUGUUAUAAAUAUAUGCUUCUAUAUGGUUUUAUGAUUUCUUUUAUUAAAAUUCUAUUAUUUAUGAAUGCUCAUGCAGUUAUGUCAGAAUAUGGAUACUUAUUCUUUGAUAAUGUUAUUUUAUUAUUAUUAGCUAAAUCAAUGACUUUGUCAAAACCUGCAUGUAAAUUAAAAACACAAACACCAACAUCAAGUAUUAUAGGUGCUCAAACUAUAUUAUCUUUAUUAUGUACACUACUUGUUAAUUUCUUCUUUCUAUAUUCUAUCAUAUUUUAUUUCUUACCUAUUAAUAAUUUGCCUUCAUCAUAUCAAGCAAAUAGUUCAGCACCAAAAUCAUCAUGGUGGUUAAUGAGUGAUAAUUAUGAAAGCUUCCUUGCAUGUAUCUGGUUUUGUUUUCAAAUUGUUAACAGUGCAUUAAUUUUAACCUUUGGUGGAAAAUACAGGAAACCUAUCUUUACUAAUUAUACAUUUAUGACGUAUUACGUUUUAAUAAAUAGCUUUUUAUUUUAUUUAACCGUGGGAGGACCAAACAGGUUAACGUGCUUAUUUCGUAUGAAUUGUAAUGAUGAAAUUUCAAAAAUCACAAAAUUCAAAUUUCUAGAAUUAAUAUCUUAUUCAGCUAGCGGUUUAAGCUUUUAUGGACCUCACGGACAUAACAUUCUAAGUACGAGUCUUAAAAUAAAAUUUUUACUUCUUAACUUUGUAAAUAUAGCAGUCAAUAUUUUUAUUUCCAAAUAUAUCUUAUGUGAAACAUUAUAUAAUGUAGUCCGUAGAUUUUUUAAUUUUAAAAAUAGAAAGGUUCCCAUAUAA